Messenger RNA from Gossypium raimondii (Peruvian cotton), 1517 nucleotides. Its product is annotated as phosphoenolpyruvate/phosphate translocator 2, chloroplastic. Gene Ontology annotation, biological process: transmembrane transport. The record is from RefSeq and is a predicted model, not a curated record. Bases 118 to 1368 code for a protein of 416 amino acids. Gene Ontology annotation, molecular function: antiporter activity. NCBI's taxonomy places the organism in Eukaryota, Viridiplantae, Streptophyta, Magnoliopsida, Malvales, Malvaceae. The transcript has 10 exons. Gene Ontology annotation, cellular component: Golgi apparatus; membrane.
CAAGACUGGUUAACCUAAUUACUUGUCAAUUCAUGCCCCUUAUAUUUUGUAUUCAUAUGCAAAGCUUAAAGUCCCCCCAACAACUAUGACCUUGCCUUCACUAUUGCAACAUUCAAGAUGCAGAGCACUGCACUUACUCUUUCUCCUUUAACUCCAUUGCUGAGACCUUUAAAUAAGAACCCAAACCACAGAUAUGGUUCACUCUGGAACUUGUCUUCAUUAAAGCCAUUAGUUCUCCUCAGAUCCAUCAAUGGACUUUCAUUUCAAAAAGCUUCUCAUCUUUCUUCUUGUUCCCGCUUCAAUGCUCGUCGAAUCAACGAGCCAUUCCUCAUUUCAGAUGGAAGAUGUGAUGGCUUCAAGGUCAGGGCUACACCGGUUCCUGGAAACGUAGGCGACACAAAUGACUCUAGUGGUUUAGCUACGAGCAUGCAACUUGGAGCCAUGUUUGCCAUUUGGUAUAUUUUGAAUAUCUACUUCAACAUUUUCAACAAGCAGGUUUUAAAGGUGUAUACGUUUCCAGCAACAGUUACAGCUUUCCACUUUGGGUGUGGGACUUUGAUGAUCCUUAUAAUGUGGGCUUCAAAUAUUUACCAUCGACCAAAGCUUACUCGUUCUCAGCUUGCAGUAAUCAUUCCAUUGGCUAUAGUUCACACUCUUGGCAACCUUUUGACAAAUGUUAGUAUUGGGAGAGUUAAUGUCUCCUUCACUCACACCAUUAAAGCAAUGGAGCCCUUUUUCACAGUCUUAUUCUCUGUUCUUUUUCUUGGAGAGUGGCCUACAUUUUGGAUAGUGUUCUCCCUCAUACCAGUUGUUGGUGGAGUGGCAUUAGCAUCCUUCACUGAGUCAUCUUUUAAUUGGAUUGGUUUCUGCAGUGCAAUGGCUUCCAAUGUGACUAACCAAUCGCGUAAUGUUCUCAGUAAAAAAUUCAUGGUUAAAAAUGAGGAGACAUUGGACAAUAUCAAUCUUUUCUCAAUAAUAACCAUAAUUUCGUUUAUGCUAUUGGUUCCUGCUGCCAUUUUAUUGGAAGGGGUCAAGUUCAGUCCUUCAUACCUGCAAUCUGCUGCAAACCAAGGUUUGAAUAUUAGAGAGCUAUGCAUAAGAUCUCUUCUGGCUGGAUUCUGUUUACACAGUUAUCAACAGGUGUCGUACAUGAUAUUGCAAAUGGUGUCACCAGUGACACAUUCAGUGGGGAACUGUGUGAAGAGAGUUGUGGUCAUAAUUGCAUCAGUUAUCUUCUUCCAAACGCCUGUUUCACCCAUUAACUCCCUAGGCACUACACUGGCUCUUACUGGAGUCUUCUUGUACUCGAAAGCAAAACAGCUGAAGCCAAAGCCCAAGGGUGGUGAAACUCUUAAGGUUGCAGAAUAGAACAUGUAGAAGAUACAACUGAAUAAUGUGUUUCCAUAGAUGAAGAAGAUUGAUCUACCAAUACAUCUUUUCUUUAAAUGUAAAAAUAUUACUUCACGCAUUAAACAGAAUUAGACAAGGACAAAAAAUAAGCAUCCUUGAAUAGUUCA